Messenger RNA from Homalodisca vitripennis (glassy-winged sharpshooter), 3710 nucleotides. RefSeq names its product 1-phosphatidylinositol 4,5-bisphosphate phosphodiesterase classes I and II (gene Plc21C). The coding region runs from base 365 to 3574 and encodes 1069 amino acids. The record is from RefSeq and is a predicted model, not a curated record. The transcript is spliced from 20 exons. NCBI's taxonomy places the organism in Eukaryota, Metazoa, Arthropoda, Insecta, Hemiptera, Cicadellidae. Gene Ontology annotation, molecular function: phosphatidylinositol-4,5-bisphosphate phospholipase C activity; calcium ion binding. Gene Ontology annotation, biological process: lipid metabolic process; phosphatidylinositol-mediated signaling.
UCGUCCGCUUCGCUCGACGUCAGUUGGUGGUUCCGAAAUGUCAAAAUCUGGGCAGUGUAGCUCGCCUCGCGACGGGAAAGGUUGUAGGUAUUGAUUAUCAUCAUGAUUAUUACGUGUGUAAAAUCAACUGGUUUCUCAAUUGUCCUGGAUUUUGCUUCAUCUUGUUCGUUAGUAUGAAGGGUGUAAUAGUAACAAAAUUAGUUAUUGUUUUUAAAACAGCUCACUUGAGAAAUGACACGAAGGCCUGGGUUUUAUAUCGGGCCCAUUCGAUAACCUAUGAACCUGUGAGUUUACAUCGUCUAUAACCUAAUGUGUUUAUAAUGGAAAAUAAGUGCUUUUGUUGUUAAAUGAGCAAAAACUAGAAAUGUCAAGCUCAAAAUCGGCAGGUUUGCAACCAGUGGAGGUUCCAAAGUGCAUGAUAGAUGGGGAGAAAUUCAUCAAGUGGGAUGAGGACAGUGGAGUGGGUACUCCCGUCACGUUGCGGGUGGAUGAACGAGGCUUCUACCUCUACUGGACUGACCAGAACAAGGAGGUGGAUCUCCUGGAUAUCGCCACCAUCCGGGACACCAGGACCGGUCGCCAUGCCAAAAUACCCAAGUUGGGUCUGUUUCAGGACCCCAGGCUGAGGCAGAUCGUCACCAUGGGCUCCCAGGACACCCUGGAGGAGAAGACAGUCACUAUCUGUUGUGGCAGCGACUUCGUCAACCUCACCUUCCUCAACUUCUGCUGCACGAAGAAGGAGAUCGCACAACUGUGGACCGACACGUUACUGAAGUUAGCGUUCUCGCUCGCUCAGCUCAACUCGCCGGCCAUCACGUUCCUACAGAAGGCUCACAGCAAACUGCUGCUGGUGCUCGACAAGACUGGCAAGAUACCGACAAAGAACAUUGUGAAAAUGUUUGCACAAAACAAAGAGGACCGGAAACGAGUAGAAAAGGCGUUGGAUGCGUCGGGCUUUCCGUCAGCAAAGAACGAUGCAAUCAGUCCGCAGAAGUUUACGUUUGAGGAUUUUUUUAACUUCUACAAAAAUUUAACACAAAGGUCGGAAAUAGAGAAGAUAUUUGAAGAGCUAUGUGGUUCAUCAAAACGGAAAUUGAUGACAGCGCCGCAACUGGUGGACUUCUUGAACCAAAUGCAGCGGGAUCCAAGACUGAAUGAAAUAUUGCACCCUUACGCGAACCCCGCCCGCUCGAAGGACCUGAUCAGCCAGUACGAACCGAACAAGUACAAUGCAGCACGCGCUCAGCUCAGCCUGGACGGGUUUCUGCGCUAUCUGAUGAGCGAAGACAACCCAAUCAUGGCUACCAGCAAGAUAGACUUGGCUGAUGAUAUGGAUCAGCCAUUAGCUCAUUACUUCAUCAACUCUUCCCAUAACACUUACCUAACAGGACACCAACUGACAGGCAAGUCCUCAGUGGAGAUAUACCGACAAUGUCUGCUGGCCGGCUGUCGGUGUGUGGAGCUGGACUUCUGGAACGGCCGGACUGAGGAGCCUGUCAUCGUCCACGGCUACACCUUCGUGCCUGAAAUAUCUGCCCGGGAGGUUAUAGAGGCCAUAGCAGAAUCGGCAUUCAAAACGUCAGACUACCCUGUGAUACUCAGUUUCGAGAACCAUUGUAACCCUCGACAGCAAGCCAAGAUAGCUCAGUACUGUCGAGACUACUUUGGUGACAUGCUCUUAGACACGCCUCUUGACUCACACCAGUUGGAGCCUGGGAUACACUUGCCGCCACCAUCGCUGCUCAGGCGAAAGAUUAUCAUCAAGAAUAAGAAGAAGCACCAUAAGAAAUCAGUGGCCAGUGGUAAGGUUGCGACAGGUAACGGCGAUGUGCCCCAUGCCCCUAUCCGACAAGGAAGCAAGGAUAGCAACCCUGAUGAUGAAGAUAAUGAUGAGGACGACUCUAGUAGCAGUGGAGAGGAGGAAGAGGAAGGGGCUAGUGUGACGGAGAUGAAGAUGCAACUACAGGAGAAGCCGCCGGACAAGGUGUCAACAACCAAGGAGACCGAGGCUGUCGCUGAGAUAUCUGCUCUGGUCAACUAUGUCCAACCAGUCCACUUCACGUCCUUUGAAGUUUCAGAGAAGAAGAAUAGAUACUACGAGAUGUCGUCAUUUGACGAGAAGCAGGCAACAACACUUCUGAAGGAACAUCCGAUAGAGUUUGUCAACUACAACAAGCAUCAGUUGAGUCGGAUUUAUCCGGCUGGUACUCGAUUUGAUUCCUCCAACUUCAUGCCUCAGGUUUUCUGGAAUGCUGGGUGCCAGCUGGUAGCACUCAACUACCAGACCUUGGACUUAGCGAUGCAGUUGAAUCUGGGAAUUUUCGAGUACAACCACCGCUGUGGGUACCUGCUGAAACCAGAGUUCAUGAGGCGGAGGGAUCGCAGGUUUGACCCGUUUGCCGAGUCCACUGUAGACGGUAUCAUAGCUGGUACGGUCAAGGUCACUGUACUCUCGGGUCAGUUCCUGACUGACAAGCGCUGUGGCACAUACGUGGAGGUGGAUAUGUAUGGCCUGCCUGCUGACACAGUCCGCAAGAAGUUCCGCACCAAGAUCGUGCCCAACAAUGGGAUCAACCCUGUCUAUGACGAGGAGCCCUUUGUCUUCAAGAAAGUGGUGCUACCGGAGCUGGCCGUACUGCGUAUUGCCGCGUAUGAAGACAGUGGGCGGCCACUAGGUCACCGCGUUCUGCCCGUGGUGGGGCUGUGUCCCGGAUACCGCCACGUCUCUCUGCGCACGGAGGCUGGACAGCCACUGCCGCUGGCUACGUUGUUCCUGCUCAUAGUCGUCAAGGAUUAUGUUCCUGACGGACUCAGCGACUUUGCAGAGGCAUUAGCUAAUCCCAUCAAGUACCAAAGUGAGCAGGAGAAGCGUGCCCAGCAGCUCAGCGUCUUCACGGAUGACACGGAAGUUGAUGGAGAAAGUGGAGUGGAGCCCGUGGAGGGAGGCCCAGUUCCUGCCCGAGUGACCAAACCUCGGGCUCAAUCCAUGGUGCCCGAGUUGACCCCCACUGCAUCAGUCUCACCGGGAGUCCAUCGUUUAUCUAUCGCCCCCACCACCCUUCUGGCAGUUACUGACACUGAGGAUUUGGCGAUCCCGGUAGAAACUGCUCCUUCCGCUGAUUCUCUAGCUGCCAACAAAAGCCCUCCUAAAGUCCAGCAAUCGUCACUUUCAUUGAACGAUGAACUGAUUGCAGAAUCGAUUGAAAAACUUAUGGAAAACAAAGUGUUCAAAGAGAGAAAAUCAGAGUUGGAGAAAAAGUUAGAAGCACUGAAGAAAAAGCAUGAAAAGGAAAGAAGUAGAGUCCAGUCACAAAAGUCUUCCUCAGACACAGAAAAAAGCAAGUCAAAAUUCUAUAUGGGCAAUAAACUAGUCAAGAGGCUGUCCAGUAAAAACAUAAGUGAGACUGUAGCCCCUGCAGCCUACUACCAGCUGAAGUGUCCGAGGGCUCAGAGUGUGAAGGGGAUAACACAGCGAUAUGAGGCUACCACGCAGUCAAUCCGAGCGGCUGUUGGCCAUCAACCGAGAACAUGUUACCCAGGAUGCGGGAACUCAGGGAGAAGUACCACGAGUUGAUGUUUGCCGCUUUGGAUAAGGCGAUGAAGACUUCUCAGAGUAACCAGCUGAAGACCCUGAGAGUUCUGCUGGAGAAGGAGACUGGAGAGGUGAUGAGGAGGCUGGAGACUGUCAGGAGGAAUGAGGUCAAGGAACU